Messenger RNA from Hemisphaericaspora subhashii, 2331 nucleotides. RefSeq names its product leucine-rich repeat domain-containing protein. The transcript has a single exon. NCBI's taxonomy places the organism in Eukaryota, Fungi, Ascomycota, Pichiomycetes, Serinales, Debaryomycetaceae. The record is from RefSeq and is a predicted model, not a curated record. The coding region runs from base 1 to 2331 and encodes 776 amino acids.
AUGGCUGAAACACAUCAAUUAGGCUCUUCGCGAAAGAAACAGAGAAGAUGUCUUGAAUUAUUCAAUUUGCCCGAUAACUUAAUUAAACUCAUAAUUUUCUUUAUUCCCGAAGAAACCUUAGAAACUUAUCUUGACAUUCCAUUCUUAGGAGGAUAUGCUGCAGACAGGGUCUUUCAAUUUGUUGAAAUUGUCCCCUCUUAUUCACCGCCUGAUGACGAGUGGCGAAGAAGAACCCCAAGACUGCAGGUUCCAUUAGAAGCCUUCAAAUCUAUUUCUAAGAGAAAGCUUCUUGGAGAAGAGUUUCUAGACUAUUUUAGUCAAAUUGAGCAUGGUGCCAGUGGUGGCACAUACAGACGUUUGAAAGCCUAUGAAUUUAUUCAAUUGAGUAAAACACAUCCAAAAUUUAUUCCCAAGAUUGUUCAUUUCAUUCUUCUCGACCAAUUUAUUUGCAUUGAGAAGAGCUUUCCUCAUAUUUUGAAAAACUUGCCAAGAAUUGAUAUUUCAUAUGGCAACUAUAAUAAAUUACCGUCUUGCCUGUUACUGCUGCAGUACAAGAUUUUCCAAGUUUUAGAUGUGCCAUCAGAGUAUAUAGACGAGAGAUUGUUGAGAAACAUCACCUCACUUUGUACUGAUACCAUUCCAAAACUUUCUGAUGAAAGUUGGGGUGAGAUAAUUCAAGAACUUGAGGUGACGGCUUCAUUGGAUGAAGUCUCUCGUUUAUUUCCCAAUUUGAGAAGGUUAAAAUUGGUUAACAGGAUCAAUGUUUCAGAGGAUUCCUUCCCGGAAUUCCCCUCAUUGGAAUUCUUGCAGUUAUCUAUUGAGCAAUUCUUUGAAGAAUUGGAUAUUUCGCACUUGGUAAACUUGAGAGAGUUCGCAGCUGAAACUUUGUUUGGGUUGGAUGAGUUAGAAAGAAUUAAAUUUCCUGUUGGAAUUGAGCGGAUUAUUUUGACAGGGGUUGAAAGUGAUUUGGAAGAAAAUUUAGAGAGUUUAGAUAGUAUUGAAUCAUACCCAAAUUUAAAAGAAUUUCGAAUUGGUCAUGGGAACAUAAUGACACCUACAGAGGCAUUUUCGAAUGAUCUUUCCUACCCACAAAGUUUACAAAAGCUUGAAGUGAGUUUGUUUGACUUUACAAUUGGUGCUGACUCGGAAGAACCAUUUGUUACGAUUGGGGAGAACUUUCCAUUACCUAAUAAUUUGAAAGUACUUCACCUUGAUACUUACAUGGGGUUGUACCAACCGGAUAAGUGGGAAUUACCACAAUCAUUAAGGGUUUUAUCAAUUUAUAAUGACGCGUUUGGUGAAGCUUUUGAGGAGUCCGGUUACCCUGCAGAAAACUGGUCUUGUGCGGUCUUUCCUGAUUCACUUCUUGAGUUAUCGCUUAACGUUGAAAAAUUGGAAGGAAUUACAUUUCCAAAGUCGUUGCGUGGUUUGGAGUUAACUUUUGACUCAGGCGAAUUGUUGAAGUCUUUGAACUUUCUUGAAUUGGAAAACUUAGUUCAACUUAAACUUACUUGGAAAGAUUCACCUGAACUUAUAGUCCAAUUUCCAUCAAGUUUGAAGACUUUGGAUUUAUCUAAAAGUUGGGUGGAAGAAAAAAUUAUCAUUGAAGCCCCAAAUCUAAAACGAGUAGAGUUGCCAAAAAAUCGUUUCGAGACGCUAGAUACUACCAAUUUUCAAAUACCAGAUUCAGUGGAACAUCUUUCAAUUGAUGUUUCAGGUAAAGGUCUCAGCAGAAUUGAACCAAAUAUCUUCCCAAAGCAAUUAAGAGUAUUAAAGGUAGAUGCGUCCUUAACAUCUGAUUUAUUGAAUCAACUUCAAUUAGGCAGUUUUCUGAAGUUAGAAAGAUUAGAUUUAAGGUGGAACAAAAUCACUUGUUUGUCAAACAAUUUUCCACCAUCCUUAAAAUCGAUCUGCCUUGAUAAUAAUCCUAUUUCCAAGUUUUCUUCAGCUACCGUUUUCUCAGAACUUCCAAACUUACGUGAAAUAAGCAUGGCAUCAACCAAAAUCAAAGAGUAUUUCCAACCGGAUGAAAGCAUCCUAGAAUUCCCAUCAUCUUUGGUUGCAUUGAAUCUUGCUGACAAUGAAUUAUCAACCGGUGUUGCGUCCAAGCUACGUUUGCUGGGCUGUACGCAAUUACAGGAGUUGUGCUUAGUUGGAAAUCCAGAAAUGGCUGAUGUCCAAACUAUUGUAGAUGUGAUCAAAUCAUCAUGUCCAGAUAUGGUUGAGCUUGCAUUGGACACGUCACAUGUUACGGAGGAAGGGGAUAAUUUCUUAUUGGGUAUGAAAGCCAAGAAGAUAUUUCCUGGACACGCCCGUUAUAUGAAUGUAUAG